AUGUUAAUAUCAAUAGCAUUUUGGUUGUUAGUUAUUUUAAUUAGUUUUUGGAUUCUACUUGGUCCUGUUUUGAGAUUUCUGCGUGUUCUAUGGGAAAUUAUUAUGCAAAUAUAUUAUAAGAAGACAAUCGAUUUACGAACAAAAUUCGGCGAAUGGGCAGUUGUCACUGGGUCAACUGACGGUAUUGGUAAAGCUUAUGCUAAGGAAUUAGCAGUAAGAAAUAUGAAUCUAAUAUUAAUCAGCAGAAACUUAGAAAAACUUGAACGUACAAAAGACGAGAUGCUAUUAAUAAAUCCAAAAAUCCAGGUGAAGAUUCUUGUGGCGGAUUUCGCCGAAGGAGAAAAUGCUUUCACCAAAAUCCAUUCUCUUUUGCAAGAUAUAUCCGUCGGCAUAUUAGUGAACAAUGUGGGUAAGCAAUACGAGUAUCCCAUGUAUGUCGGAGAGGUACCCGAGAAGGAACUGUGGGACAUUAUCAAUGUAAAUGUGGGCGCCACUACGUUAAUGACGCGGUUGGUUAUCGGGCAGAUGCAAAAACGCAGACAAGGCGCGAUUGUCAACGUCUCCUCGGGAUCCGAGUUCCAACCACUGCCGCUGAUGACGGUAUACGCCGCUACGAAGGCAUAUGUGAAGAGUUUCUCCGAUGCUCUCAGGGCAGAAUACUCCAGAUUCGGCGUAACUGUUCAACACCUGUCGCCUCUUUUCGUUAAUACCAAAAUGAACGCAUUUAGCUCUAGGCUUCAGGUUUCAAGUAUAUUUAUACCUGACGCUACAACUUAUGCAAGAAAUGCUAUUGCCACUCUGGGCAAAAUGGAUAGUAGUACUGGUUACUGGGCCCAUAGUAUUCAAAAGUUCAUCACUCUAAUGUCACCUGUAUGGAUUAGAACGAAAAUCGGACAAAUUAUGAAUGAGAGUUUCAGGCAAGAGUAUUUCAAGCAACAAAAAGAAAAGACUUUACAAUAAGAUAUUUUAAAUAAACAAUUUUUUUUUUAAGUAUUACAUGUAUAUUGUGCUGACGUAGAAACUAAUUUUUAGUAACUUUACUUAUUACAAGUAAUGUAGUAUUAUAGAUAAAAAGAAAAUACU
Messenger RNA from Cyphomyrmex costatus, 1083 nucleotides. Its product is annotated as inactive hydroxysteroid dehydrogenase-like protein 1. The record is from RefSeq and is a predicted model, not a curated record. Lineage: Eukaryota; Metazoa; Arthropoda; Insecta; Hymenoptera; Formicidae. The transcript is spliced from 4 exons. Bases 1 to 960 code for a protein of 319 amino acids. Gene Ontology annotation, molecular function: oxidoreductase activity.